GGCCGCCGCCCCCACCACCGCACGCGGCGCUUCCUCUACUCGCGGCGCUACACCAUCGAGGUCAUGGUUGUGAUCGACGGCAAGAUGGCGCGCUACCAUGGGAAGCAUGUCGACCAGUAUGUGCUCACGCUCAUGUCCGUGGUGGCCCUCAUCUUCCGCGACGCCAGCAUCGGCAACCGCAUCGACAUCGCCGUGGUGGAGGUCCUGCGUCCCGAGCGGCAGUCCUUCGUGCCCAAGCGCUCCUACGAGAACAACGCCGAGGCCAUGGGCAAGUCGGCCGAGGAGAUGCUCAAGAUGUUCUGCAAGUGGCAGAAGCAGGGGCUCAAGUACAACACCAACCACCCGAGGCGAUACGACACGGCGCUCCUGCUCACGAGGGAGAACAUCUGCCGCAACCCGUGGACCAAGAGCUGCGACACGCUGGGCCUGGCGGAGCUCGGGACCAUGUGUUCCAAGCACUCGUCCUGCUCCAUCGUGCAGGACAACGGGCUCUCGGCGGCCUUCACCAUCGCGCACGAGCUGGGACACCUCCUCAACAUGCCGCAUGACAACGACGACAAGUGCAAGCUGAUCCGCGGCUCCAAAGACGACAGCCACCGCAUGAACGUCAUGAGCCGCAUGCUGGACCACAACACGCUGCCGUGGGUCUGGUCCAACUGCUCCAGGCACAUCCUCACCGAGUACCUCAACGGCGGCCACGGGCGGUGCCUGGAGGAGGAGGCGUGGACCAACAAGCUCGUGGAGGAGAAGACGGAGCUGACACUGGCCGGCGAGCUCUUCAACGCCAGCAAGCAGUGUCAGUACGUCUUCGGGAAGUCAGCCAAGAUUUGCCCCCACAUGGUCAGUGGCCUCGAGCCCCCGUGCAAGCGCCUGUGGUGCACGACGGCGAUGGACGAGAAGGAGGGCUGCCGCACGCAGCACAUGCCGUGGGCGGACGGCACCGUGUGCGAGGUGGGCAAGUGGUGCCUGCGGGGCAAGUGCGUCGACAAGAACAAGGGCGCCAUGAAGAAGGUGGACGGGCAGUGGGGCGACUGGCUGCCGUGGAGCGCCUGCUCGCGAACGUGCGGCGUGGGCGUGCGGCGGUCGGAGCGCGGCUGCGACUACCCGAAGCCCCAGUACGGCGGCCGCUACUGCACGGGCGAGCGCGUGAGGUACGAGUCCUGCAUCAUGAGGCCGUGCUCUUCCGGCGCCAUCGACUUCCGCACGCAGCAGUGCCAGGCGUAUAACAAGAAGAACUUCGGUCUGCCCGACAUUCCCGAAGAUGUGAAGUGGAUUCCCAAAUAUGCCAGCAUCCGACGCGAGGACAGCUGCAAGCUCUUCUGCCAGGUGUACAACAACAGCCGCACGUACUUCCAGCUGCGGGAGAAGGUGGAGGACGGGACGCCGUGCGGGCCGGACACCUACGACAUCUGCGUGAACGGCGAGUGCCGCGUCGCCGGCUGCGACUACGUGCUCAACUCCACGGCCAAAGCGGACAGCUGCGGCGUGUGCAACGGCGACAACUCCACGUGCAAGGUCACCUCGGGGUCAAUCGUCAAGAGUCGCAGCUACGGCUACACCGACAUCGUGGUCGUGCCCGAAGGCGCCGCCAUGGUCGACGUCACGCAGGGGUCGUCCGACGAGCAGGCGGCGGAUGACAAUUACCUGGCGCUUAUGGACGUGGAAACCGGCGAGUACCUCCUGAACGGCCACUGGAUCGUGACGCCGUUCCAGAAGCUGGUGGAGUUCGGCGGCACCUUGAUCGAGUACACGGGCUCCAACGCCGGCACGGAGAGGAUCAACUCCACCAAGCCUUUGCAGAAGAGGCUGCUCGUGCAGAUCCUGUCUGUAGGGAACCUUACCCCUCCUCACGUCAAGUAUAGCUACACAAAGUCGAACUUACUCACUUCGCCGAAUUAUUAUUGGAGAUUAGGCGAAUGGAGCAACUGCACGGAGUCAUGUAUUGGCGAACGGCAAAAGUCGGCUUACUGCGUCCGAGCCGACACGGGCGAGGCCACCAUCGACGAGAUGUGCCUCGCCCACCCGCGCCCCGCCACCGUCACCGAGUCCUGCGCCCACACCUGCCCUGCCAGCUGGACGUACAAGGAGUGGUCCGCGUGCGGGCUGAGCGGCGAGACGUGCCUCCGCCGGCGCGAGGUGAUGGGCUGCGUCUCGAGCCUCGGCGACAGCGUGAAGGAGAACCGCUGCGAGGAGGACCAGCAGGCGACGGAGGAAGUGUGCCCCCGCGAGGAGUGCCCCUACUGGCAGUAUCACGAGUGGUCGCCGUGCAAGUGCGCGAACGGCAAUACGAGCGGCGAGCGACGGCGCCUGUACUCCUGCCGGAUACGCGACCGCCCGAUCUCGAGGUGGCAGUGCGAGCAGAUGGAGGCGCCGAAGGACACCGGCAACUGCUCCUGCUGGUACGCCGAGGCAUGGAGCUCGCUGAACCAGGGCGGGCACUCCGAGCACGACAACCUGGUGGGCGGCGAGCACCACGACAAGCGGCGGCGCCAGCACCCGCGCCACCGCCACCUGCCGCCCGACGACGCCAACGACAUCCCCAACGCCCUGCCCGGCCUCGACGACAGGGACCUCGACGACAAGGACUUCCUGGACAACCGCGUGGACGGCGGCGGCCCCCGCUACGACGGGCGGCGCGGCAAGGAGCGCGGCGGCCAGCAGCCCUGGGCCCGCCCGCGCGGCUCCCACAGGGGCCAGCACCACAGCAGCGAGGAGGAGAGCAACAGCGUCGUGCAGGAGUACGACCACGACAGGCGCUACAAGAACAAGAACAACUGGCAGACCGGCGACUGGGGCAGGUGUUCCCGUGACUGCGGCGGCGGGCAGAAGAGGCGGCAGGUCGUGUGCAUGGGGCCGGAGGAGACGUGCCCGCUGGAGGAGAAGCCCGCCGACGUCGCCUCCUGCAACAGCGAGAUCUGCACCGAGUGGUCGACGGGCGGCUGGGGGCACUGCCACACGCGGAGGCCCCGCUGCGGGCGCGGCACGCAGCAGCGGCUGGUGGUGUGCCGCGCCGUGAACGGCGUGGAGCUGGCGGAGGAGCGGUGCCACCAGGAGGACCGGCCGACGCACGUGCGGCCCUGCAAGACGCCGUGCCACAACAAGGCGAGCGGCCGCGGCCAGCGCUACCGCUGGAAGACCGGCGAUUGGUCCACGUGCUCGGAGGAGUGUGGCCGCGGUGUCAAACAGCGCGAAAUUACCUGUGUAGACACGGGGGUGAACAUAAAUCACGGAGGUGUCUUGUCAGGGGAAGUGCAGGUUCAUAGCGAUUACUGCUUGCGGGAGGGCCUGUCCAAGCCCAGGGAGAAAAGGGGCUGUAACACGCAGCCCUGCUCCUUCCGCUGGGCCUCGUCCCCGUGGUCUGAGUGCUCCAAGUGGUGCGACGCCGGCCUGCAGUUCAGGGACGUCUCCUGCCACACCGUCAACGCCCUCGGCUGGAGGGACCCGGAGCCCGUGGCGCAGGGCUGCAGCGAGCGCAAGCGGCCGCGCAAUUCCCGCAAGUGCAACCUGGGCGACUGCGCGGGAGGCUUCUUCUGGAGGGUCAGGCCGUGGAAGCCGUGCCAAGCCUCCUGCGGCCAGAAGGGGCGGCAGAGGAGAAGCAUCUACUGCGUCGACGCCAACGAGCAGAAGACGAGGCGGUCGAUGUGCCCCAAGGAACACAGGCCCAAGAGGAGGCAGAAGUGCACCGGGCGGCCGUGCGGAUUCACGACGUGUGCUGAGGCUAGAGAGGCCCUCCAGGUGACGGUGGACGGCGAGUACUCCCUCCUGGUGGCCGGCAUGAACAUGAGCAUCUUCUGCCUCGGGAUGAACUCCACCAGCCCCACGGAGUACCUCACGCUGCCCGCCGGGGAGGAGGGCAACUUCGCGGAGAUGUACAAUAAGAUCCUGUUCAACCCCGAGACCUGUCCCCACGAGGGCAAGCGGCGCUCCGACUGCGACUGCGAGGUGGACGAGAGCGACCGGUCCGGCUACACCGCCUUCAGUAGGAUUCGGCUCAACACCACGUCGCUCUCCGUGGAUGCGUACGACUUCACCUUCGCGCGAGCCGUGGAGGGGCGCCGCCUCGUGCCCUACGGAGAGGCGGGCGACUGCUACAGCAAGGCCAAGUGCCCCCAGGGAGGCUUCUCCAUCAACCUGGCGGGGACGGAGCUGGCGGUCUCCUCCAGGACCACGUGGCUCAGCAAGGGCAGCCACGCGGCGCACUGGAUCAACAGAUUAGAUGAUAACCAGAGAAUCCUAGGGCGGUGUGGAGGAUACUGUGGCACGUGCACUCCCGACCCUUCCAUUGGCAUCAAGCUGGGUCUGAGGGACGGUUGACCCCCCGACCGCGUAGAGGCUUUGAGAAGGAUCAAAUACUACUCUUAAGGUGUUCUAUGGGUUCGUGCUCGUGUGUGUCGUGUCCUCUGCUAAGAAGAAAAGGGGAGGAAAAUGAAUGAAAAAAAGAUAAAAACGACGAUUCAAGUUGCUCAUUACGAGAGAAAGAGAGACUUCUUCGGGCGAUGAAACGUCCAGAAGGUUCUUGAUGUUGUGGUCUGAAGGAAAGACGUUUCGAGAGCGCCGGAAAACGCAGGAUCUAUUACCUUCAAGGCAUCUUCCCCUGACUGAAUGCUGCCAACAGAAAGCAAUAUAAACAGUGAGGUGUACUUGUAAACAAAGACAAUGAAGUUUAGAUGUAAGGCAACUUUUAGUGUAGCAGAAGUAAGACAAUAACAACCAAAUAUUUAAACACUGCCAUUAUGUUACAUGUAUGUAUUAAAAAAAAGUAAUAAUGAAGAUAAUAAUGAUAAUGAAAGAUCUAUGGAGAAAUCGCAUUGAUCUUAUAGCUCUCUUGUGUAAUAAAAGUGAUUCUGGAACACAGUCGCAGGAAUGCAUUCAAGGCAAAGAAAGAUUCCGAAAUCCACAAGCAAAAAAACAAAAAAAAAAAGAAGAAAGCAGGGUGGGGGAAAUGAUUACCUUCUGGCACACACCAGCCUUCCUCUGAUCUCAAGAUAAAAAAGAAAGGGAGAGUGUAACUAACCUUCGCUUUACGGUAGUAUGGUUAUGUAAAAAUUCGGAAGACUGACAAAGGGAAAUUUUACGUAAAUAUAAAAAAAGCAUGUCCAGAUUACAGAUAGUUUAUGCUAGACAGUCGAGAUGGUUUAGGUACAUUAUCACAAAGACUCAUUGUUUUGCUUUGUUUUUAGCCAUGUGAGUAGAAUGAACUAAGGCGUAUCACACACAGCCAAAUAGGAUUUGAACAUCAGUACAAAAAUACAAAGAUUGAAGGUUUUUAGGAAAAGAAUGAUUUUUAAGAUGACUUACAGACCAAAUUAAGGAAUGCAUUUUAAUGGAAACAUCUGUUGUAGCUUACGAGUGUCAAUUUGGUUCUUUUGACAAUAUUGGCGUAUUCCGAGUAAAUGGCGUAGUAAAAAUAGACAUUACUAAAUAUGAGUCAAAAAGGUCAAUGUAGCUAAAACGUCUUAGCUGGGUAGUUACUGUUAUCUUUCAUUUUGAUGUAUAUUUCUUAGAAUUUGCCUAAUAGAUGCUAUUGAUGAAGAGAUCAUAAUUAGAGUAAGGUGACUAUAAGUUUUAAGGUUGCAUUUUUCUUUUUUUAGAGAGAUUUAAUUUUAAGAUUUUGCACUAAUUACUGCAUAGAAAUGUGAACAUGCUUUGAGUGUACUUUGAGUCUGGCAUCUCAGGAACGGCUCAUACGUUUGGGAAUAGAUGCUGUUGCAGAGAGAGAGAAAGAGAAAAAGUAAAAGAGAGAGAUAUUAGCUUCAUGGUCUGCUUGCUGUGUAAUUUGACUUGUCUCACUUGAAGGAUUCUGUGAGCUGUCUGCAACAAGGAUUCCUAAAACAACCAUAACGAUAGCCCUGGUUGGCUGUGUGUCCUCCUCAGAUCGGUGUCUACCUUGAGUGUCCGUUUCAGGCAACGCCACUCCUCCUCUGCCAAUAGUAGUGCAUGAUGUGGCUGGUUCACGAAGCACCACUGAUUGACUGCCACUGACUGCUUUCUCUGCCUGGUUGGCCGACGACCGGACGGGCCCUGUUCUCUGCCGUGUCCCCUUGCUCCUGGUGUGUUUCUCUGAGAUCUGUUCCUCCUUGUAUAUGAAUAUAUAUAUUUGAUGUGGUGUUUGCAAAUGCCUUUGGUGUCAUGAGGACUGAGUGUGGUUCUUUUGGAAAAAAGGUAGCCUUAUUUAUUCAUUUUUGAUGGUAUUUAUGUAAUAUACACAUCGUUUACUUCUUUGUAUUACUACUAAAUAGACCUAGAUAAGUAAUGUGAAACAACACUGCCAUCAUUACAAUCUUUGAUCAUAAUGACCUAGCUCCUGCGAUACUUACACUGCCAGCUUUCCCUUCAAAGUGUCUCUCCUUUGUUUCCCCCAAUCACUGUCAUUCUCUCAAUUGGCCGUGGUCACGUGACCCCAUUUUCAUACGAAGGUCUUUUUUGGUCCAAUGCGCCGCUCCUUUGCCACUGCGUCCAGACAGCUACGUAGCUCCUGAUGGAAGUAUGACCCACUUCGCAGUCUCUUCUGAGGAGACUUUUACAGCAUAAGAAGUGGACCUACUCAUUACGUUUCUCCCGAAUGCUAUUGUUGAUGCUCCUCAUUCCCACCGUAUCUAUGCAUUUUUGAAUAGGAAGGAAGAAUAACUAUUGUCUUAUCAUCUCUCUGUGUAUCUUACGUGAUGCUAAGGUUUUGUUUGGGUAUGUGCCUCUCUUGGCUCGAUCAUUAUUUUAUUUUUUCCUCCACGUUGAUGGUGCCAUAUGAGAUUUCUUUCUUAAAUGUUUUAUUUCUUAGGUUAGCUUUAUAUGUCUUGUUUCUGUAUCUUUUUUGUUUAUAUAUAUAUAUAAGCUUUCAUGACCACACCAUGGACUAUCUGAACUUUUACUGAUAUGGGAAUUAACUUUUCAUCGGGACUGUGCAUUGCAAGAAUUUUUUUAAGAGUAACUUUUUUAGGCAGCAAAUUAAUACAAAAUGUGAAUCAGCAUUUUAGAAAUUAUGACACGAAUAUUUUGCAAAGCUCUUCCCUAAUUGCAAUGACUGUUCCUUAAGGUUGUACACUUGAGUGGUCAUCAAAGGUAGAUCUGAAAUCUAUGAUAUAUAUAUGCAUACGUAUAUAUAUCAUAAACUGUCAUUCAGGUCAAUUUUAGUUGUACGUGUUUAAUAUCUUAUGGUUGUUCUUUGAUCACUUUUUUAAUAUGAUUAUAUUUUUACUGAUAGUUCAUUUGCGAUCCGAAACACAAAUAAUAUGUUAUGUUUUUUUUUCAGUUAAUGGAUAUUUAUAACAGGGCAUAGAAGAGCAGGCUUUGAUUUUAGAAAGAUAUGUAUACUGUGACUGUUAUAUUCACGCAUAUGCACCUUGCACUCAUGCAUUCGACACUCGCGUGCGCAACAUGCUGCACACACACGAAGUGUUAUUGACAAGUAAAAUGUAUUGAAUUAUUAACUAACCAUGUGCUAAAAAGGGAAAUUUUAAUAAUCGUAGAGAAUAUGAUUGGUGAAUUAGAUUUAGAAAAUAGCGCAGGUUAUCGUACUUGACAUAAAUAUCCAUAAAAGAUAAAGCAAACGAGAUUGGCCUUGCACGACCAUUCCAACUUCAAUGACAUUUUACUCUAUGGUAGCUUUGUGGUUUUCUUUCUUUUUAGUUGUUACUUUGCUGUAUAUAUUGUAUAUAUGUGUACAUAUGUUAUACUGUUAGUUACAUGUAAUUUCCAGUGUUAAUCUAGUCAGUAUCUUUUUUUUUCAUUCUUUUUUUGUAUUUUUGGUUUCAACAUUUUUUUUUUUUUUUUAAUGGUGAUGGUAUACUCUUUCUCUCUCUCUGUUUUUGUGCAUUUCUUUUACUUUUUGAUAGCCUGCUUUGAAGAGAAAAUAUGUGAGGAUAUUGUAAGGAAUAACACAAAAUCCCAUAUUUUGUGAAUGGUUGAAAAUAUCGUUGAAAAUCUUUUUCCUGCACACAGCUAAAUGAGUAAUGUAGAAAGAUGAUUGUAUAACUACAUAUGAUAAAAAAUAGCACAAAAAUAGAAAAAAAAGCAAUUUAUAUUUCCUAAAAUGAGAAUCGUAAGGUUUCCAAAAUGCUCAUAUUUUGUAAUUUUGUAUGAUGGGAAAAGAUAUAUAUAUUUGUAAUAACCAUGUGCCGAAAAAAGGAUUAUUAUGCGCUGAUAUUAAUGGAAAUAUGUGGUGUACAUCUUUCCAAUAUGCAAUACAAUAUAUGACCUAUACUUCUUGUUUGAAGAAUUAUUUUAUUUAUUAUUUUUUUGUUUUCCACCAAAUCCGCAUUUCUCUCGUGUCUGCAAAUGAUGCAUGAAUCUCCUUUCGAAAUACUCAAACAGUUGUCCCAAACAAGAAGUAUAACGUCGCAAAAAUGCUAGGAUAAAAUUUGCGGUUAUGUUGAGUCCAUGUCGCUUCUACUUUUAUUGUUACUAACGGGAUAUGAUGGCCGAUGAUGUUCUCCGCCUUGUCUCCUUUUUAUUUUUUUCUAAUGAUUUGUAACUUAUUCAAUAAAGUGAUUUUCUAAGACUGGUGCCA
This is a messenger RNA of Penaeus vannamei (Pacific white shrimp), 8503 nucleotides long. The record is from RefSeq and is a predicted model, not a curated record. Lineage: Eukaryota; Metazoa; Arthropoda; Malacostraca; Decapoda; Penaeidae.